Messenger RNA from Scatophagus argus, 1220 nucleotides. RefSeq names its product blue-sensitive opsin. Lineage: Eukaryota; Metazoa; Chordata; Actinopteri; Scatophagidae. Gene Ontology annotation, biological process: visual perception; phototransduction; G protein-coupled receptor signaling pathway. Bases 1 to 1059 code for a protein of 352 amino acids. The record is from RefSeq and is a predicted model, not a curated record. Gene Ontology annotation, cellular component: membrane; photoreceptor outer segment. The transcript has 5 exons. Gene Ontology annotation, molecular function: G protein-coupled receptor activity.
AUGAGGGGGAUUCGUCAAACAAAGAUCCCAGAAGACUUCUGGAUUCCCAUCCCGCUGGACACCGACAAUAUCACAUCCCUCAGCCCGUACCUGGUUCCCCAGGAUCACUUAGGGAGCCCAGGGAUAUUUUAUUCCAUGUCAGCAUUUAUGUUCUUCCUGUUUGUGGCGGGUACAGCCAUUAAUACCCUCACUAUUGUAUGCACAGUUCAGUACAAGAAACUCCGGUCUCAUCUGAACUACAUCUUAGUGAACUUGGCUGUGGCCAACCUCCUCGUCUCCACUAUGGGCUCCUUCACUUGCUUCUACUGCUUCGCCUUCAGAUACAUGAUUCUCGGUCCACUGGGGUGCAAGAUUGAAGGAUUUACAGCAACUGUUGGUGGUAUGGUAAGCCUGUGGUCUCUUGCAGUGAUAGCAUUUGAGAGAUGGCUUGUUGUCUGCAAGCCAAUCGGUAACUUCGCCUUCAAACCUAAUCAUGCGAUAGCUUGUUGUGCAAUGACUUGGGUCUUUGCUUUGAUGGCUGCAGUUCCUCCUCUGGUUGGAUGGAGCAGGUAUAUCCCAGAGGGUAUGCAGUGCUCCUGCGGACCGGACUGGUACACAACUAACAACGAGUUUAACAACGAGUCCUAUGUAAUGUUCCUGUUCUGCUUCUGCUUCGCUGUCCCUUUCUCUACCAUCGUGUUCUGCUACUCACAGCUGCUUUUCAUGCUGAAAUCGGCAGCAAAGGCCCAGGCUGAGUCUGCCUCCACCCAGAAAGCAGAGAGGGAGGUGACCAGGAUGGUGGUCGUCAUGGUGCUGGGCUUCCUGGUGUGCUACCUGCCUUAUGCCUCCUUUGCUCUUUGGGUUGUCAACAAUCGAGGGCAAGCUUUUGACCUGAGACUGGCGACCAUACCCUCCUGUGUGUCUAAAGCCUCCACAGUGUACAACCCUGUUAUCUACAUCCUCCUUAAUAAACAGUUCCGCUCAUGCAUCAAGAACAUGCUUGGGAUGAGAGGAGGCGAUGAUGAGGAGUCGUCAACAAGUCAGUCAGUCACUGAAGUCUCUAAAGUCGGACCCUCUUAGAUUGUGAAGUUAAUUUUGAUGAUUUGCAUGUUGUAAAUAGCACUACUUGGAUUUGACAAGUGGGAUUACAGAUUACAGUUAUAUUCAAAGCAAAAUGUAAAGAAGGAGAAAUAAAUACAUCAUUUGUGUCUCUACUAGUCUAUUCAUUUUAGCUGUACAUU